UGCGUGGGAGGGAAGGGUAUUAUAUUGUAAUUUUUUUUUUUUUUUUUUUUUUAGAGGCUUGACGUAGAAAAUUUUUCAAGGCGCUCGUGUGCGAGCAGUGACAGUUUGUUUUUUGUUGGUUAUGGAUUUAUGCGCGAUAGCGAGUAUAGGUUUACAUUUUGUAAUUAAUUCGUGUAAUUGGAUGGGAAAUUCAAGAGUAGUGUUUUGUUCACGCGAUCGAGAACUUUCAAUGCUGGAUGAAGAAAAUGCGGAAUCGACUUUUUCUUUCGUUAAUAUAAAUUAGAAUCUUUAUGUCUGUGUAUCUCCAGCUAAGCGUCAUUACCACUAAUGCGUGUAAAACCGAGUUUUAUAGAUCAUUAAACGGUAGCGUUAGAUCAAUAUUUUUCACACAUUCAAAUCCGAUAGGCAUGCCUCGACCGAUAAAACAGACUCGCGGUUGAAAAAUCAAACUUUCGCGCUUUCUCGAUUCCCAUAUCAAUAUCGUUCACAACGAUCACUCAAUAUACUUACAUGUCCGUCGUCGCUUCUCCGCAAAGUCGUUGUUUUUGCAGUAUACCAAACCACGAGAGAAAAUGCAUCGGAAUAACUCAUCGAUCGCUUUGAGGAAAAAAAAACAACGAUACAUUGAACUUUCCCAACGCGAACACACAUAUCUAGACGUAAACAAAACAAUAUCCAUUGAUAGAAAAUAACGCGUCGUCGACAGAGAAGCACGUGCGCUGCGUGUACUGUACCCCCUCGAACAUACGAGCCGACAAGCUCUCUCCGCACGGAUAUGUUUUUAGAACUAGCUGUACUACAGUACAAACAUACACAUCCGCGUCUCGACCCUAUACGCGCCGAUGCAUCGGCCGACGUCUCAGUGCGUCUCCCAUACCGGUCCACGAAACUUCGUUCUCGUCGUCGUUUCUUCGAGCUUACGUAACGCCACAGCAUCGAGCUGUAUACUCGAAAGAAGUGCAACGUCUUCUCUCGGUUAUUUAUUGUUCUCGAGUAAAAAGUCUCUGUAUAAGCAUCUCGCGAGUGUCGUUCGCGCACGUGCUGGAAGCUCAGCGUUCUGUUCUAUAAAUAAGCCUCCGAUUGACGUCGCGAGAGGUUAUACAAAGCUCGGAUUAUCAUCCGCGAAGAAAUGCGAGGAUACAGCAGCGAUGGGAUUGACGAUAUUUAGGAGAAGAACAAGUCGAAAUGCAACAGCAGAGACGGGAGGUUUGUCCUUCCCCGGUAUUGGCUCAGUUCGGCUACUUCAUAGCCUUGGACCGACUAACCUCGCUGCCUUGCUUCUGGUCGGAAAACGGCGAGCAGCAGGAGUCGCCGUUGUCGGCCUCGCCGCCGCCUCCGCCCCCGCAACCGCCACCGGAGAGUCCAGUGCCCACCAAGGAGGCUUUCUUCCAGCAGAACGAGAUCUCAGCCGAGCCGCCGAUUCUAGAGGUGCUGGACGAACCCGUCGACGAAGCGGUAGGAGGCGGUUGCGGUAGCGGCAGCGUAACCGACCGAGGAUGGGAAGUUCACCAGGUGACGGUGACGAGGGUCCCGGGUUACGGAUUCGGCAUCGCCGUCUCCGGCGGUCGGGACAAUCCGCACUUCACCAACGGAGAUCCGGCCAUCGCCAUCUCCGACGUUCUCAAGGCUGGACCCGCCGAGGGAAAGCUUCAAGUGAACGACCGCAUAAUCUCGGCGAACGGCGUGUCUCUGGAGGGCGCUGAUUACGGCGCAGCUGUCCGAGUUCUCCGCGACUCCGGCUCGACGGUCCUCCUGGUGGUGAAGCGUCGCGCCGGACCGAUGUCGGCCAACUGUACCAUCAACGGCCAGACCGGCCUGAACCAGAGCUCCCGUAGUCCGGUGACGCUCCAGCCGCCCACACCGUCGACCCAGAGCAUCAGACUGAGCCUGAGCAGACCCAGCAAGAAGGAGGACUUUGGCAUCGUCCUGGGCUGCAAGCUCUACGUCAGGGAGGUGACCCGCGAGGGAACCGGCGCCAGAGCCGGCGACCUGGUCACCCGCAUCGCUGGGGUCCAGGCGGAGAACAUGAGCCUCAAGGAGGCCAGGAAGCUCAUGGACUCGAGCAAAGAGAGGCUGUCUCUGGUGGUCAGCCGAGAGACCACGACCGAUCCGAAUCAACCCGCUGGCUCGUUUCAACAACAGCAGCAGCAACAGCAGCAGCAGCAGGUCGACGGUACCAAGGGUCAGCAGCAGCUGGCCGGUGGAGCCGAUUACUCGGGACAGGGUUACAGCAGUCAGAACCUGUACGUACCGCCGCCGACCAGACUGCCCAGCUCGAGCAGCGAGGACAAGAGUAAUCUGGCGCCGAGAGGAAGGUCUCGGGGCCCGCUGAUGGACGUUUCGCUCAGCCAGCUGGACCUGCCCGCCACACCGACGCAGGCUCACAAGGAACCCCCGAGACCACCACCACCGAGACCCGAGGAUUACUACAGCUCCAGGAGACAGAUGUACGAGGACGAUCCCCUUAUUCAGAGGACCAAGCAGCCGAUGCCCGAUCCGCGAUUCAUAACGUUCCAGAAGGAAGGGAGCGUUGGGGUUCGGUUGACGGGAGGUAACGAAACUGGCGUCUUCGUUACCGCAGUUCAGCCCGGCAGUCCAGCUUCUCUUCAGGGUCUCCAGCCGGGAGACAAGAUACUCAAGGUCAAUGACAUGGACAUGAAAGGCGUGACUAGAGAAGAAGCUGUGCUCUUCCUACUCAGCCUACAGGAACAAAUCGAUCUCAUCGUCCAGCAUCGACGCCAGGAGUACGAGCAGAUAGUGGCUUCCGGCAAGGGCGACUCCUUCCACAUAAAGACACAUUUCCAUUACGAGCAGCCAGACAAGGGAGAAAUGAGUUUUCGUAGCGGAGACGUUUUCCACGUCGUUGACACGUUGCACAACGGCGUCGUGGGUGCCUGGCAAGUGUACCGCAUCGGCCGGAACAACCAGGAGGUCCAGAAAGGGAUAAUACCCAACAAAGCACGCGCCGAGGAGCUGGCGACCGCCCAAUUCAACGCGACGAAGAAGGAGAUGAGCGCAAGCGAGAGCAGAGGAAGCUUCUUCCGACGGCGGAGGGGCAGUCAUCGUCGUUCAAAGUCACUUGGCAGGGAUCACUGGGACGAUGUCGUCUUCUCCGACAGCGUCAGCAAGUUCCCCGCCUACGAACGCGUUGUUCUACGUCAUCCUGGCUUCAUCAGACCCGUUGUACUUUUUGGCCCGGUUGCCGAUCUGGCUAGGGAAAAGCUACUUAAAGACUUUCCCGACAAAUUCACUUCGCCUCAAACGGAGAGUCAAAUAGAGGAAGGUGGCAAGAGCACCAAGUCAUCGGGAAUCAUUCGUCUGAGUGCCAUCAGGGAAGUCAUGGACAGGGGAAAGCACGCGCUAUUGGAUAUCACACCCAACGCCGUCGAUCGACUGAAUUAUGCUCAGUUUUAUCCGAUUGUUAUAUUCUUGAAAGCCGAAACCAAGCAGAUGAUCAAGGAAAUGAGAGUUGGUGUACCAAAAUCGGCGCACAAGAGUAGCAAAAAGUUGCUAGAACAGUGCCAAAAACUCGACAAAAUCUGGGGCCACGUCUUCAGUGCCGUGAUAACGUUGAAUUCUCCGGAAUCGUGGUACAGAAAGUUGAGAGAGCUUAUCGACUGGCAGCAACAGGGUCCUCUGUGGAUGAGUCAAACAAAGCCUAUAGAAAUGGUGUCGGAUCUCUACUUCCCUCCUGUCCCUCCUUCUCGUGUGCAAACGCCACUUGCUUUACACAGUCCGGAAGAGGCCCUCUCGGAUGACUUCCUCUUCCCGAUGACUUCACGUCUGUCCUACGCUUCCUCCCCGGAGAGUGACCUGGAGCUAAGCCCCGCACCUCCCCUUCCUGGCGCCCUGGGAGUACCGUCGCGCCUCAAGAGCAGCUCCGACCCGAGCAUUGCGACGCAGGACGAUGCCGUAGCUCCGCCGCCGUACACCACCAGUUACCAGCUCAGUCAGCUCCAGCAGGCGGCAUUCGAGAGUGCUCAUCGCCGAAGAACGCAGCAGCAGCAGCAGCAGCAGCAGCAGCAGCAACAGCAGCAACAGCAACAGCAACAGCCUCCGAUGCAGCAGCAGCAGCAGCAGAUGCAGUCGCCGCCGGAUCUGCCGCCGAGGCUGGAUAGAAACUCGAAACCAACGAACAUGCCGAUGCGCACCCAGUCCCAGGGGCGAUCGGCGCAGGAGAGGCUCAUCAACAAGACUGACUCUGUUCUGGAUAUGGCCAACUACAUCAAUGCCACUUCGCAUAGGGCUAAUGCCACCUCGUCGCUCGAAAGGACUCAAGCCAAAGCGGGAAGCUACGACAGCAUGUCCUCGUACGACUCGUACAACACCAACGGCAACGUGGCCUAUCCAGGCAGCGGUCUGAACACGUCGACCGGUCGACUGGGUCCAAACGUGCCCGACGACCUCAAGAGCAGCACCAUAGGCGUCUCCUCGAGACCGCACGACCCAUACAGGUUUACAAGAUCCACCGCAAUACCUGUGCAAGAAACGCAGACGCGAACCGACUACGCCAAGUACAGCCGAACGGGCGAUUACAAGCCCGUGCCACCUUCCCAGUCGAAAACUGGAACCUACAAGCCAGUACCGCCUCCCAAACCAAAAAAUUACCGGCCACCCCAACAACCCAUCAUCCAGGACGAGAACAACGGCGGGAAUAUGUACCAGCAUGCCAAGAGCUACUCCAUGGGAACUUCGCACAUGCACAACGGAUAUGCUGAUUCGCAGGCGGAGAAUGGGGUAAACAUGCAGCGCAACAGCGGUCAGUACUACUACAACAUCUCGCCGGCGGCGAACCGCAACAUGCAGAACGACGCCUAUUCGGUAAACUCAAACCACACGCAUCAGCAUCACGCGAGCCCGGCGUCCCACAGCCACAGCGUGUCGCACUCGCACCCGCUUUCGAGUCCCUCCAUGAUGUCGCACUCCCACAGCAACAGUUCUGGCCAGAUCGGCAUAGCUCACUCGCACAAUCGCAACAACAAUAACAACAACGUGUCGAUGAACGGCCAUAGCCACAGCAACAGCCACAGCGGGAUAAGUCUGCAGAACUCGCCAUCCGCUAACAAUGCCCAUAACAGGGAGUCUAGCGCCCUCGAUCUGGCGGGAAGUAGGGAGCAGCGAGGAAGUGCCUUUGAACUCUAUCGUAAACCAUUGCAUCACCACAACAUCAGGACUAUGGGGAUGGGGAUGGCACGAGGGGCGUUCGGUAGCAAAGGCGGUGUUCUCGAAGGGCCAGGAGGUGUUACCCUGAUAAUACCUCCCGGCGCCUUGCCACCGAACAGCCAUCAAGAGAUCUACUUCAGUGUAACCGACCCUAACGGUGUUGAAUUGCAUAACAAUACUCGCGGCCAUCGCUCGUCAAUAUCACCUCCCAUGCACAAUGGUGAAUCCAUGUUGAGUCCACUCGUGGAAUGCGGACCAAAGGGACUUGAAUUUCAAAACCCCGUCGAGCUCAGGAUUCCUCACAAGGCCACGCCAGCUCAUCGACUAGCAUUGAAAGCCACCGACACCGAGAACAACUCGAACGCCGACUGGCUGAACGUCAAACUGCCGGAUCCUACGUCGGACCACGUCAUCGUUAGACUCGAUCACUUCUGAUCAACAAUUUUUCGUAAUUAACUCGUUACUUAAAAUCACUAAUGUGCAUUUAUUACUAUACUUUUCAUUCUUUUUCUAUAGCUAGAAUAUAGUCGUGCAGGCGCCCGACGAGCCUCAUUCAUUAAAUUACCCCCGGAGAUUAUUUAUUUCGACGCGAAAGAGUUUAACUUGCCAUAGCCAUCGAUAGAGUAAUCAUCGUGACAUUGUGUUCGCGAAAGUAUUCUCUUCGUCGGGCAGCCAAAUUUUAGAGUAUUGUUCGUAAGAAAGUCUGAAAACUAAAGAAUUAGAAAUAAUUAAAACAUUCUAGAUGAAAUUAGUUGACGAGAAAACUUUUUAAAGCUUCCUUCUUCGGUUUUAUUAAUUUUCAUUUGAGACGAUACCACUUUGUAGAUAGUGGCUAGCGAGAUUAAUAAUAUACCAAAAGAGCAAGAUCACUCGGAGAUUGACGAUACUUUGCUUAGCAUUUAAUUGACAGUCAUGACGUCGAACGUAAACAACAUUACUCAUAAGCAUAUGCUGAUUGUGAUUAUCGUUUUUUUUACUUUUUCCUUAUUUUUAUAUGUAUGAAAAAUGUUAUUUCAUAAUUUUCAAUUAAUAGAAUCUUGUGGUUAUUUUAUAGAUACGAUAGAUAAAUAUUUGUACUAAUUAAUAGUUUGUGGCUUAAUGAUUUUCUCCAGACAAAUUUUCCUAGUCUUUUUUUCUGUCUCUUGAAUUUUUUUGCAUAGUUUAUCGAUUUUUGUUUCGUUUAACCCACAAAUUGUUAAUUAAUAUAUGUUACAUAUUAAUGAUCUAAUUAAAAAUAUUAGGUUAAAGAUCUUUUAAAAUGUAUAAUGAAGCAUUUAAUGAUACAAUAUAGAAAGCUCAAUUUGCAAUUUAGCAAGAAUAACAUGUAUUAAAAAUGUUGAAUCUCCAUAUUACAACAUAAAUUACUAGAUAAA
Nasonia vitripennis (jewel wasp) is the source of this 6536-nucleotide messenger RNA. RefSeq names its product tight junction protein ZO-1 (gene pyd). Bases 1186 to 5598 code for a protein of 1470 amino acids. Gene Ontology annotation, molecular function: cell adhesion molecule binding. NCBI's taxonomy places the organism in Eukaryota, Metazoa, Arthropoda, Insecta, Hymenoptera, Pteromalidae. Gene Ontology annotation, cellular component: plasma membrane; bicellular tight junction. The record is from RefSeq and is a predicted model, not a curated record. Gene Ontology annotation, biological process: protein localization to cell-cell junction; cell-cell junction organization; regulation of apoptotic process. The transcript is spliced from 16 exons.